UCGUGCCGCCGGGGCCUCUGGGCACACCUGGAAUCCGAGCCCGCUCCUUUCCCCCGGCUUCCGCGGGGAAGCGAGACGCCGCCUCGGGUUCGGAAAGUGUUUUUCCAAGUCCUCUCCUCGGGGCGGAGUUGCUUCUCGCGGGCCCCGGCCGCCCGGCUCCCGCCCGGAACUUCCGCAGCUGCCCCAGGCAACGCUCGCCAACCACCGGGAACAGGAAACGCGGAGGGCGGAGGAGCCUCUUCCGGGGGCUCUCUAGGCUCCCACGGCUCCUCGGUGGUUCUUCCUGCUCCCGCCUCUUCCGCUCCGCCGCCGGGAUUUGAGGAGCUCUCGCGAGACCCGGGCCUCUUCCUAAGCCGGCGCUCUCACGCAGGACGAGGCCAUGUUCAGUUCGAGCGCCAAGAUCGUGAAGCCCAACGGCGAGAAGCCGGACGAGUUCGAGUCCGGCAUCUCCCAGGCUCUCCUGGAGCUGGAGAUGAACUCCGACCUCAAAGCCCAGCUGAGGGAGCUGAACAUCACGGCGGCCAAGGAGAUUGAAGUUGGCGGCGGCCGCAAAGCCAUCAUCAUCUUCGUUCCCGUCCCUCAACUGAAGUCUUUCCAGAAAAUCCAAGUGCGGCUCGUGCGGGAGUUGGAGAAGAAGUUCAGCGGGAAGCACGUGGUGUUCAUUGCUCAGAGGAGAAUUCUGCCCAAGCCAACUCGAAAAAGCCGUACAAAAAAUAAGCAAAAGCGCCCGAGGAGCCGCACUUUGACAGCGGUGCACGACGCGAUCCUGGAGGACUUGGUUUUCCCAAGUGAAAUUGUGGGCAAGAGAAUCCGCGUGAAACUGGACGGCAGCCGGCUCAUAAAGGUUCAUUUGGACAAAGCACAGCAGAACAACGUGGAGCACAAGGUUGAAACCUUUUCUGGGGUCUAUAAGAAGUUGACGGGCAAGGAUGUUAACUUUGAGUUCCCAGAGUUCCAGUUGUAAACAAAAAAUGAUUAAAUAAAACUUUCACAGUA
Messenger RNA from Canis lupus familiaris (dog), 996 nucleotides. RefSeq names its product ribosomal protein S7 (gene RPS7). The coding region runs from base 380 to 964 and encodes 194 amino acids. Gene Ontology annotation, biological process: ribosomal small subunit biogenesis; translation; rRNA processing. The transcript has 7 exons. Gene Ontology annotation, molecular function: structural constituent of ribosome. Gene Ontology annotation, cellular component: ribosome; small-subunit processome; cytosolic small ribosomal subunit. The record is from RefSeq and is a predicted model, not a curated record. NCBI's taxonomy places the organism in Eukaryota, Metazoa, Chordata, Mammalia, Carnivora, Canidae.